Messenger RNA from Fusarium fujikuroi IMI 58289, 252 nucleotides. RefSeq lists its product as uncharacterized. Lineage: Eukaryota; Fungi; Ascomycota; Sordariomycetes; Hypocreales; Nectriaceae. Bases 1 to 252 code for a protein of 83 amino acids. The record is from RefSeq and is a predicted model, not a curated record. The transcript is spliced from 2 exons.
AUGGCCUAUGAUGGGGUGGAGACAAUGAGCGUUUUGGGCAUCCCGAGAGCGGGUCUUGGCUCUUCAGACUGGUUCCUGCUCUUGUCACUUGUCAAGUCGAGUCCGCUGAGGGAGAAGGCUUUUAGGAGAGGCUGUUGGACAACAGAGGAGCCUCCGCUCGAGCGACCGUGCGCAUUGUCGCGCCCGUUGCUCAUUCGAAGACCAAAUAUGAAGUUCAUGGCCACUCGGAUUCAUGUCCGCUCUGAAGCAUGA